GAUUAAUUUCGGACCAUAACUCUGAACCGUUAGAUUAAUUUCAUUCCAUAGGUCAUACUUACAUAUUUUGCGCCAGAUUAUCGCUCCCACAAAUUUCUCUCCCUAGCAACUAUUGCUGCCAACCACCAUAGGUCACCAAAUCUUUAACCUGAUUCUCCCUCCCUCUCUCUCUACCACUUUCGGCAGCCUCAUCACCAUCCACCAUUAGCAUUCCAUUUGUUUCUCCGGCAGAUUCGGACCUUGAAAUCGGAGAUCUGCGAGCGCCGCAACAAGUAAGAAACAUGAGGAAGCCUUCUUCAAGAUCGUUCUUGUACACAGGUCUUGGCACGGUUCAUGGCGAGGAGGUCGAUGAGGCUUUAGAGCAUAUUUGCGGAAUUGGAGAUGGGAGAUCGGAGCGAAGCCACAACCGAAACAUCAGAGUCGCGAUGGGGAGUCACCAUGUUGUGCCAAGACGGCGGCGAAGUCACCAAGCUGGAGUUAAGAACGGCAAAAACGCGAGAUCGGAGUUGGGAAGGGGGGAGGAAUGGUGGUGGCGGCGUUGGUUCUUAGGUUUGGGGAUUUCUUCUAUUUUCACUCUGAUGUUGUGGGAAUGUCUGAAACGGCGUCGUCGGAAAUUGCCUCCUGCGGCGAUGAACGGUUGUUGGGAUCGGGGAGAAAUAAUCAGCUUGACAUGUGGAUGGCCUAUGGGAGAGUAGAAUGAUACUUCUCAGAAAAGAUCCUUGUUCAUACGAGUUUCCCUUCAAGAUGGUGCAAUCUUAUCAGGAGAUGUGCUUCAACAAUCUCGUUCUCAAUUUUAAUUAAUGGUAGAGAAUUUUGUCCAAAGUACAGUCCAUUCCCACAUAUGUCAUGAGUUGCUGUCUGGUUUGACUGGUGUUUACAGCUUGGAGAUUUGGAAUUUCUGUGAAUUUUUGUGUCUGAUGAUGUACGACCCUUGAGCCUUUCUUCUUCUUAAAUAAUACAUCACAUC
Glycine soja is the source of this 967-nucleotide messenger RNA. RefSeq lists its product as uncharacterized. The record is from RefSeq and is a predicted model, not a curated record. Bases 282 to 695 code for a protein of 137 amino acids. The transcript has 2 exons. NCBI's taxonomy places the organism in Eukaryota, Viridiplantae, Streptophyta, Magnoliopsida, Fabales, Fabaceae.